ACUCCACUUAAAUUUUACGCGUCACUUGUUCGUCCAGGCGUUUACACAGAAGAUACCUCGUUUUCUGCACAAGCAGGACCAUGCUGCACUUGGAUUUUAUAUAGAAAAUACAAAUUUCACCUUAAUAACAUUAUUUGAUUAUUAUUAUUUUUUUUUAAAAAGGCAACAACAGCACAGAGCAGCAACAGCGUGUGUGGAGCAAGUGGUCCCAGAAAGAUUUCCGUCAUGGGAGCGUAUGGAUGGAGCUCAGCGCGUCUUGGCUUUGUCGUUUGGGGAUUUUUGGCAUUUUUCUGCGGAGAAUUUGUCCCACAGGCUGAAGCAGGCUGCAGGGAGCGAGAGAGCCCAAACUGCUGCACCGGCCGGAACAACGAAUGUUUUGAGUACUCCAGGAGGAAAACAGUGUGUUACUGCGAUACCUACUGUCAGAAAACAAGAGACUGUUGCGAGGACUAUCAGAGCGUUUGCCAAAUAUCUGCAGCCAUUGACUGUGUGGUGGGAUCAUGGGGUCCCUGGUCAUCAUGCACAUCUUCAUGUGGAAUUGGUAGCACGGAAAGGAGUCGCCAAGUAUCUGUUCCCCCUAGAAAUGGAGGUACACCCUGUCCUGAUCUCAAACAACGUCGAGGAUGCUUCGGAAACAACGCCAUAUGCAGCACCGCGAAAGAAGUCGCAAAAAUCUUGCCUAAUUCUUUCAAGAGGAACUUCAAGGACCCUUGGAGGAGACCACACAUGCUGAUGAAGGAGGAGAAGGCCAGUUACUGUGUGCAUCUGCAAGUGAAACAGGCUAGCGCGGCAUGUAGACUCAAACUGUGGACCGCUCGACUGAUGAGAGAGACUGCUGUCUGUGUGGAGUGUCAAAGUGAUGCCAUGGCAAAGUCAGAUCGCUGUGGAGGCGAUGGUGUAAGGGGCACCAGGACCUUCUGGUCAGCAGCUUCAGUCGCGGGCUGUCACGGUUCCUGGAUUCGACAGUUUUCUUCUGAGCGCUGCCAGUGUUCUGACAACUCUUUCCUCUUUGUUUGAGGCGGCACGCUACUCUCAGCAUCCUGCCAAGUGCAGGACAGCCCUGCCAGCCAAGCCAGACCCUCCAAUCCAGAUUACUGGAUGGGUAACUCAAGGAUAUUAGCAGCAUCCUGCCACUUUUUUUCUUUCACCUCAUAUUCUGUACUGUAUAAACUCUUAAAGCACACAUAAAUUCUUGCAUUUAACAUCUGAUUUUACAGCCACGUAAUUCUCCUCUAAAGCACAGCAUCUAUUUGCCUUUUUACCUCUGAGUCUUUGCUAUCUACCUCCAUCAAUACAAGUGCAUUUUCUAAUGCAUAAUGUAUAAAUAUAGAAAUAUAUUAUUUUGCUUUAUACAUUUUCUACUUAUGAUUGGUUUAUGUAAUGUAUAUGUGUCUAUAUAGCUUCAAUAAUUUGUAUCCAACAGUGUAAACAUCAGACAUCUGUCAUUUAUCCCCAAACAGUCCUAAGUCAUCAGUGGUUUUGGAGAUACUAAAACUGAUCAUCAAAGUCAUAUCCAAACUAGGAUCCUUCGCUCAGUAUUUUGAUGUUGUAUCUUUUUUUAUCCCAAAGGGCAAAGUUGAAUAUCAGGUACUGAUUCUCAGGUGCUUAGAUUUCAAGUCUCAUUCAUGUCUGCCUCUUCUGGUGGUCAGUCACAGAUGUUUUCAGUAACAUGACUCAUAGCAGAGAUCAAUCACAUCUGUUUAGACUUAAUAUUGCUGGAGAGGAAAAAGAGCCAUAUGAGCGAAUUCACUGUGGUUCUGUCUGUCUUGUGUCCAAGACUUAAAAAAUGCUUCAUGAUUACUCGCCCUGCUCACGGGGGAGUUUUAUCAGAAGAGUAUGAUCCAAGAUAAAUAUCGUGAACAGCCAACUCCUAUAUUUUUAAUUAACCGAAUCUCCUCCCAGCGCUCCCUACAGUUCCUUUACUUUUUUCAGUUCUGUUUUUGUUGUCUCUGUUGACUCUGUGUUUUCCCUCAAAUAAAAUACAGACUAACUACAGCUUUACCUUCUUGAGUUAAACGACACAGCAUAAAUUCCUGCAUCUCUUUUGCUGUUGGGUUAAGAAGAAGGCAGGUGCAGUCAUGUUAUGGAAACCUGUUACUUUCUCUUUACAUCCCCCAUGUCUGUGUUUGUGUGUUUAUUUAUUAUAAACCAUGUGGUAAUUUUAUAAGUGCAGCACAGCAUUUUCUGUACACUGUCCAUUAGUGAAAUAAAGAAAACUAUA
Molecule: messenger RNA, 2221 nt
Organism: Maylandia zebra (zebra mbuna)
Lineage: Eukaryota; Metazoa; Chordata; Actinopteri; Cichliformes; Cichlidae
Product: somatomedin-B and thrombospondin type-1 domain-containing protein
Source: RefSeq, a predicted model, not a curated record